AUGAGUGAAACCACCAAAGAAGCGGCUCUGCUGAGAGAGACUCGUGUUUCUGAAGCUCUUUUGAAGCUUUCUAAAAACUCGACGCGGGAGAGCCAGCGCCUCCAGGCGAUCAAAACCUCGUGGACGGCGAAAUUGCGCGCUUCGGCGAUCAGAAGCAACUGGAACAAAUCCGUCGACAAAGAAUGCGGCGCCGACAUCGUCCUCGAAGAUUUGUGCGUUCCUUUCAUCCCACAGGAGAAGAAAAAGACGAGCUACAGAAAAGCGUGUUUCUUUGUGGCGAAGAUCGGAUCGAUGGUCAAAGACUCGGAACUCUUCACUUUUGGAAAGGACGUGACGGAACUGAAGAUUCCGACGAAAUUGCACUUUGAAAACGUAGCCGCCGAUUUCGAGCUCUUCCUCGACUUUUACGGAAUGGACUUGACUCUCAAGGAAAAACUCUCUUCAGUUUCGCCAACUGCGAAGUUUUCGAAAUGGGCGUCGGCGAAGCUCACGAAGAAAGAUUUGACGAGUCGGAUGCAAACGCAUAUUCUUGAGCCGACAGACAGUGCUCCCAAGAUUCCGCGAAUUUAUGGCACUGUUGAUUGCUGCGCUUCUAGCAGGAUAUCCGUAUUCGAGGAAAUUAUUCAUGAGGGCUUCGUGCACCUCUGGAAGGAGCAAAGCGGCACCUGGCAAAUGGUCUGGGCUUCGCUCAAGAAUGGAGUCUUCAAGUGCCAAAUCGACCCAAGAUCUAAAUCACAAGUCAUCCUGGAAGUCCCUUUUACCGGAGACCUAAUCAUCAAGAAAUCCGAUAGAAGACGGCAGUAUGCCCUUGGCUUGAAAAACGCGAAACACGACGUUGUCAUCGCCUGCCAGGACGGAGAGGAUAUGCUCGAAUGGAUGAAAUCAUCGACGAAGCACCAGCAGCACUUGUACAAGUGGGACAAGUUCGCCGACGAGAACUGCGAACUCGACAUUAGCGGCGACCUCGAGCAGCGGCCGCUUUCUCCGCUUUUCACUUCCAAGUACAUUGCGGAAGUCUCAAACACGCCGAAACGACCCUCGACGGCCAUGGCCGAGCGGCGGAGAAUGUCGCAACGAUCGGUGUACUCUGCUAGCAGCGGGAGACAGCCAAAAAGAUCAAGCUCGAUCGAGUCGCCACGGAAAACCGCGCUGGCGACGAGUAUGCCGGCCCGUCCCUUCGUAACUCCGCGCUUUAAUGGUUUGGACAAGCCUAUGACUUUUGAGGAGCUGGACUCGCCAAUUACGCCCGUGCAGAUCCUCAGGAUAGAUUCUGAUGCUGAAAGCGACGAUAAUACGAUGAAUGACGGCGAAGAGCUGGCGAACGCGUACGAUAUCGGGGAGACAACCGACGACUUCAUCAAAAAGUAG
Molecule: messenger RNA, 1368 nt
Organism: Oikopleura dioica
Lineage: Eukaryota; Metazoa; Chordata; Appendicularia; Copelata; Oikopleuridae
Source: the annotation of a GenBank genome assembly